Symphalangus syndactylus (siamang) is the source of this 1796-nucleotide messenger RNA. It is a transcript of the gene MUC20, whose product is annotated as mucin 20, cell surface associated. The record is from RefSeq and is a predicted model, not a curated record. Gene Ontology annotation, biological process: hepatocyte growth factor receptor signaling pathway. NCBI's taxonomy places the organism in Eukaryota, Metazoa, Chordata, Mammalia, Primates, Hylobatidae.
CAACUAGGAUGGGCUGUCUCUGGGGUCUGGCUCUGCCCCUUUUCUUCUUCUGCUGGGAGGUUGGGGUCCCUGGGAGCUCUGCAGGCCCCAGCACCCGCAGAGCAGACACUGCGACGACAACAGACGACACAGAAGUGCCCGCUAUGACUCCAGCACCGGGUCACGCCGCUCUGGAAACUCAAACGCUGAGUGCCGAGACCUCUUCUAGGGCCUCAACCCCAGCCGGCCCCAUUCCAGAAGCAGAGACCAGGGGAGCCAAGGGGAUUUCCCCUGCAAGAGAGACCAGGACUUUCACAAAAACACCUCCCGACAUCAUGGUGCUGAUUGCCACCUCUGUGGAGACAUCAGCCGCCAGUGGAAGCCCCGAGAGAGGCGGAAUGACCACAGUUCAGACCGUCACAGGCAGUGAUCCCGAGGAAGCCAUCUUUGACACCCUUUGCACCGAUGACAGCUCUGAAGAGGCAAAGACACUCGCAAUGGACAUAUUGACAUUGGCUCACACCUCCAAAGAAGCUAAGGGCCUGUCCUCAGAAAGCGGCACCUCUUCCGACGGCCCCCAUCCGGUCAUCACCCCCUCAUGGUCCCCGGGAUCUGACGUCUCUCUCCUCGCUGAAGCCCUGGUGACCGUCACCCACAUCGAGGUUAUCAAUUGCAGCAUCACAGAAAUAGAAACAACGACUUCCAGCAUCCCCGGGGCCUCAGAUACAGAUCACAUCCCCACGGAAGGGGUGAAGGCCUCGCCCACCUCCCAUCCACCAGCUCUGCCUGACUCCACUGACGCAAAACCACACGUCACUGAGGCCACAGCCUCUGCCGAGACCCUGUCCACAGCUGGCACCGCAGAGUCAGCUGCACCUGAUGCCACGGUUGGGACCCCACUCCCCACCAACAGUGCCACAGAAAGAGAAGUGACAGCACCCAGGGCCACAACCCUCAGUGGAGCUCUGGCCACAGUUAGCGGGAAUCCCUUGGAAGAAACCUCAGCCCUCUCUGUUGAGACACCAAGUUACGUCAGAGUCUCAGGAGCAGCUCCGGUCUCCAUGGAAGCUGGGUCAGCAGUGGACAAAACCACUUCCUUUGCUGGGAGCUCUGCUUCCUUCUACAGCCCCUCGGAAGCCGCCCUGGAGAACUUCACCCCUUCAGAGACACCCACCACGGGCAUCACGACCAAGGGGCCCUUCCCCACCAGCAGGGACCCUCUUCCUUCUGUCCCUCCGACUACAACCAGCAGCAGCCAAGGGACGAACAGCUCCUUAGCCAAGACCACGACCUCAGCGAAAACCCCGAUGAAGCCCCCAACAGCCACGCCCACCACUGCUCGGACGAGGCCGACCGCAGACGGGAGUGCAGGUGAAAAUGGAGGCUUCCUUCUCCUGCGGCUGAGUGUGGCCUCCCUGGAAGACCUCACUGACCCCAGAGUGGCAGAAAGGCUGAUGCAGCAGCUCCGCCGGGAACUCCAUGCCCACGUGCCUCGCCUCCAGGUCUCCUUACUGCGCGUCAGGAGAGGCUAACGGACAUCAGCUGCAGCCAGGCAUGUCCUGUACGCCAAAAGAGGGUGCUGCCCCGGCCUGGGCCCCCACCGACAGACUGCAGCUGCGUUACGGUGCUGAGAGGUACACAAGGUUCCCAGGAAGGGCAGCAAGUCCAAGCCCCUGACCCCAGAUGUGGCAACAGGACCCUCGCUCCCGUCCACCAGAGUAUAUGUGUGGGGAGGGGCUUCACCUGUUCCCAGAGGUGUCCUUGGACUCACCUUGGCACAUAUUCUGUGUUUCAGUAAAGAGAGACCUGCUCACCCA